Rhizopus microsporus ATCC 52813 is the source of this 1371-nucleotide messenger RNA. RefSeq lists its product as uncharacterized. The coding region runs from base 76 to 1332 and encodes 418 amino acids. Lineage: Eukaryota; Fungi; Mucoromycota; Mucoromycetes; Mucorales; Rhizopodaceae. The transcript has 3 exons. The record is from RefSeq and is a predicted model, not a curated record.
UUUACCUUUUUUUUAAAAGACAUAAAAGUGUGUAUCUGUUUGCCUGCUUUAAAAAAAACACAAAGAUUAUAUCGAAUGCUUAAUUAUUUUGUAAAUAAACGACAAAGUGACAAAAAUAAAAAUACAGUAAAUACAACACAUGAUUACAAUAAACCAUCAUUUUUGAAGUUAUUCAAAAAAAAGCGCAAUACAUCUUUAGAAGAAGGAAAUAAUGUGGAACCCAAAACAACUUCAUCUACUACAAAAGAUAUAAGAAAAGAGAGUAGAGUGAUACGUAGAGAAUCAGAUUUACACUUUUAUGAAGGAGGUGUUCGUACUAAAUACAAGACUGCCAUCAAAUGGGUUGGAAGAGUAGGCUUCAUUGCAAAAGGUGUUGUCUAUGGUUGCAUAGGUGUACUGACCUUGACUAAUCUGUCAGGCGCAUGGACUCCUAAUGGCAGUGAAGGAAAUGAAUCUCCUCAGGGCGCUUUUCUAUUGUUAGGUGGUAUUCCGGCUAUUGGUAGAACCAUUUUGAUUGUGAUGGCUGUUGGGUUAUGUUUAUACAUCAUAUGGAGAUUCUGGGAAGCAAUCACUGGCCAGGGCAGCGAUGCAUCAUUCAGCAAAAAGAAAAACUUUUUUCGCUAUCGUCUAUCGCCAUUCGUGAGCGGGUGUGUUUAUACAGCUUAUACAUACUAUGUAGUGCACAUGAUAUUUCAAACAGAAGAAGAACAACAAGCAUCGGCAUCGAGCAAGACGUUUCCCGCUUCAUGGGCAGAAUCUGGAAUUGGAAAGGCAGGCAUUGCACUUUUAGGCAUCGCUUUUCUUAUCGCUUUUUUUACACAAAUGAUCAAUGCUAUCAAAGGAACAUUCAUCAAAGAUUUGAAAACAAGCGAGCCUGAUGCUCGAAAAUGGGAAGCAUUCAUUGUUCAUUGGAUGGGCCGUAUCGGUUUCUUUGGUCGUGCUGCUCUCUUUGGUACCCUAAGCGGCUUCUUUUGGGAUUCACUAGCACAAAGAAACGAGUCUGGAUCAAAGAACAUGGUUGCGGCUGCUGUUAGCAAGCUAGCCAAUUCAGGUGGUGGUCGAUUCUUUAUGGGCUUGUUGGGUGUCACACUUGUCAUUUACGCUUGUUUUGCUAUAUCCAAUGCCUAUUACAAGUACUUUCCAACUCCUCCACCCACACGUCAAGAGUUUUAUACAAAUGGAUUUGUUCAUCCUGAAUUAAGUGACGAUGAUUUGGAACAGCAGAGAAGGAGAGUGGAUAGAAGCAAUGAUACCCGUACAUUUCCAUUCUCCAUUCGACACUUAUUCUCCUUCUUCAAAAAGAAGAACGAUACUGAAGAGAGUGAAAAAUAAGUAUACUUCCUAUACCCUAUUAAAUAAAUUAAUGCCACG